GGGCGGCGUCGCCUCUGCGCGCAGCCUCGGCCUUGGGCCCGGCCUGGGCCUCCCGCGGCGGGAGGGCAGCGGCGCGGCGCGGCGCAGGCAGCUCAUAGAUACUGGGGCGUAACCACGUGCACUUUGGCAACACAGCCUGCACUUUUCUUGCCUUCUACUGGAACAAGUUUAUGACCUGCAGUUUCCCCAGAGGAAUGAUCAGAGUCUCUGCUCUGACUCUAAUAACGUGGCUGUGCUUGAUCAGUAACUAGCGUUGUCACUGGCCAGUAGUAAAUAAAAAGAAAAUUUAGAUGUCUUCAGAAGAUAAAGAAGCUCAGGAGGAUGAGCUGCUAGCUUUGGCUAGCAUUUAUGAUGAAGAUGAAUUCAAGAGAGCAGAAUCUGCUCAAGGAGGAGAAACAAAAAUUUGUUUGGAGUUGCCCCAAAACUUCAAAAUUUUUGUGAGUGGCAAUUCCACAGAAAGCAUCCAGAGUAAUGGGUUUGAAUACACAGUUUGCUUUUUGCCUCCACUUGUGCUGAAUUUUGAACUCCCACCAGAUUACCCGUCAACCUCCCCUCCUGUGUUUACCCUCAGUGGCAAAUGGCUCUCCCAAGCCCAGCUCAGUGCUCUUUGCAAACAUUUAGACAAUGUCUGGGAAGAGAAUCGUGGCUGCGUGGUCUUAUUUGCCUGGAUGCAGUUCCUGAAGGAGGAAACGCUGAAUUACUUGAAUAUUACCUCCCCAUACGAGCUAAAAUUGUGUCAUCAAGGAAGUGGGCAGACUAGGACAUCUUUGGUUCCUCUAGAUGCUGAGAAGGAUUGUGGUGGUGCAGCAGGCUCUGCAACAGCUGAAGGAGAUAUCAUCGAUGAAAGAGCUGUACAGGAUGUGGAAUCUUUGUCAAGUCUGAUUAGGGAAAUAUUGGACUUUGAUCAGGCUCAGAGGAGGAAAUGUUUUAACAGUAAGAUGUACUUGUGCAAUAUCUGCUUCUGUGAGAAGCUGGGCAGUGACUGUAUGUACUUCACUGAAUGCAGCCAUGUAUACUGCAAAGCCUGCUUGAAGGACUACUUCGAAAUACUGAUCAGGGAUGGUCAGGUCCGUUGUCUCAACUGUCCAGAACUAAAGUGUUCUUCUGUUGCUACUCCUGGCCAGGUUAAAGAGUUGGUUGGAGAGCAGUUGUUUGCACGUUAUGACCGCCUGCUUCUGCAAUCUAGCCUAGACUUGAUGGCCGAUGUAGUGUAUUGCCCUCGUCCAGGCUGUGAGACUCCAGUCAUGCAAGAACCAGGUUGUACCAUGGGCAUAUGUUCCUGCUGCAACUAUGCUUUUUGUACUGUCUGUAAAAUGACUUACCAUGGAGUCUCUCCAUGUAAAGUCACUGCAGAGAAAUUAAUUGCUUUGCGUAAUGAAUAUCUAGAAGCAGAUGAAGAAACUAAAAGGUUUUUGGAACAGCGUUAUGGCAAAAGAGUGAUUCAGAAAGCCCUCGAGGAGAUGGAAAGUAAAGAAUGGCUAGAAAAGAACUCAAAGUCUUGUCCUUGCUGUGGUACUCAUAUAGAGAAACUAGAUGGUUGUAACAAAAUGACAUGCACUGGCUGCAUGCAGUACUUCUGCUGGCUUUGUAUGGGUUCUUUGUCAAGGGUGAACCCAUAUAGGCACUUCAAUGAUCCAUCUUCCCCAUGCUUUAAUCGAUUGUUUCAAGCUAUGCACGUCGAUGGUGAGUUCUGGGAUGUUGAAGAUGAAGACUAGUAACUUUUCUAGCAACAAAAUCUGAAGAAACCUUUUUUUUUUUUUUUUUUUUUUUUUUUGCUUUUCAGUUCCAUUAAUAUGAUAGAAGAAUAAUACUAUUUUGCACUGCAGGAUACUUUCACAACUCUUCAGAGGCAGUUGUCAAAAUGAAAGGAGACCAUUUUGCUCAUUCUGUGGUAACAUUGAGGCCCUAGUAAACAUGUUUAGUGCUAAAGAGAAACACAACAGCCAGAAGUAUAAAAAUUACUGAAAAAAACGUGUACUAAGAGGUGCUCCUUUUUUAAAAAAUAAAGUUAACCCAAUCAUAGACAUAUUUUAGAGUUUCUCCCAGGGAGACUGACCUUUCAAGGAUCUUGACUUUUACGUAUGUGGUUUUUUGGGCAGUUAUCUUAAAGCUGUAAUGUUCUUUCUGGAGCUUUUUAGUGAUGUUGCUUGGGCAAGGAAGCUUACUGAAACAACACAAAGUUCUUCUGAAUGCAACAUUUGAGCUUGUUGCUUCUGUAGCAUUUCCUUACCUGUUCCUCUGAAAAACAGCUCAUUGCUCUGGCACUGAUGCUUUCAACAAUGAUGGUAAAGUUGGUUAUCCCUAACCCCUUUUUGCUGGCACUAAUGCCGGGGUCCUUCACUGAAUGCUGUCGCAGAAUAUGGCCAACAACUGUUUCCUGACAUCUGACUUGGUUUGGUGAUUGAUCUCAAUGUUGCUGUCAUACUAACUUCUAUUGCUUCUCUUUAUUUUGACAGUAAUGAGUGCUAAAGCCAUGAAUAGAGCCUGUAGCCACUGAGAGAAUAAAAACUGAAACACAUUUUUAUGGAUACACAGUCAAGAUUAACUUGAUUUCAAGAUACUGAAAAUCACCUUUUCUUGUUUUUUAGAUGGCAGAGUAAUUUAUUUUUUACAAAGUCUUCAUCUAAGGAAUUUGAUUAGUAGAUAGUUCUGCUUCUGGAGUAGAUCCAUUAUUUUCACAGUUCUUGCCCUUCAGAAUGUGUCAAAAAAACAAUUUUUUUUCCCUUAGGAGCUCAAUAAGUAGUUUUUUGUGCAUGAAAGUAAUUAUUGGAGAAAUGAUUUUUUUAAAAAAAGACUAAUUUCCACUUGCAGAAUGAUCUAAAAACUUGUCUUAAAAUUAAAAAUGCAUGUGCUGUGUAGAGAACAAGAAAAAGCAGGGUCUGGACAGCUCAGGAGCUUGAAAACUCUUCAGACACUCAAGGUGAACACUUCUCGCCCAGUUUUGAUUGAUAGUAAAUAAAUUUCUACUCAGAUUAUCUGGCCAAAAUGAGUCUUGAUUUAGUUCCUUUCCAGAGGACAAAAGUCUCUAUUAUUACAACUUGCAGUGAUUAAAAAGAUAAAAGAUCAGUAAGAAUGGAUCUGGGCAGCAGAUUCUCUCUGGUACAUAGAGGUGGUCCUUUGUGGUGUUUAAGGCUAAAGGACACCGGGGAGGGAAAGUUUACACUGCGUGUGGUUUAACUUGUAUUUCGUGCACCUUUCAAUGCACUAAAUUCACUUUAAAACAGUAAA
This is a messenger RNA of Rhea pennata, 3228 nucleotides long. It is a transcript of the gene RNF14, whose product is annotated as ring finger protein 14. NCBI's taxonomy places the organism in Eukaryota, Metazoa, Chordata, Aves, Rheiformes, Rheidae. The coding region runs from base 291 to 1715 and encodes 474 amino acids. Gene Ontology annotation, biological process: protein polyubiquitination; ubiquitin-dependent protein catabolic process; positive regulation of proteasomal ubiquitin-dependent protein catabolic process. Gene Ontology annotation, cellular component: cytoplasm; ubiquitin ligase complex. The record is from RefSeq and is a predicted model, not a curated record. The transcript has 9 exons. Gene Ontology annotation, molecular function: ubiquitin protein ligase activity; ubiquitin conjugating enzyme binding; zinc ion binding.